ACGUUCUAUCUCCCCAACAAAGAGGAGCGCACGAUCAUGCGCCUACCGAAAGAGAACGACGUCGACUACCGUGCCGCCUGUUUCUGCCAUAACAAAGUCAUAAGUGUGGGCUAUGUGUGCUCUGUGUGCUUGUCAGGUAUGUCAAGUGAACAGACUGUAACAACAAAUUCAUAA
Sphaeroforma arctica JP610 is the source of this 174-nucleotide messenger RNA. RefSeq lists its product as hypothetical. Gene Ontology annotation, biological process: regulation of DNA-templated transcription; nucleotide-excision repair. The annotation marks the transcript as partial. NCBI's taxonomy places the organism in Eukaryota, Ichthyosporea, Ichthyophonida. Gene Ontology annotation, cellular component: transcription factor TFIIH holo complex; transcription factor TFIIH core complex. The transcript has a single exon. The record is from RefSeq and is a predicted model, not a curated record.